Vigna umbellata (rice bean) is the source of this 1745-nucleotide messenger RNA. It is a transcript of the gene MAT3, whose product is annotated as methionine adenosyltransferase 3. Lineage: Eukaryota; Viridiplantae; Streptophyta; Magnoliopsida; Fabales; Fabaceae. The record is from RefSeq and is a predicted model, not a curated record. Gene Ontology annotation, molecular function: methionine adenosyltransferase activity; ATP binding. Gene Ontology annotation, biological process: S-adenosylmethionine biosynthetic process.
AAAUAAGAGAGAGGGAGAAGAUGGAGCGAGUCUUUCGUCUACGUAAUCUCUCUCUCACUGCCUCUCCUUCCAAUUUAUGUACAUAUAACACUAUUCAUCUCUACUCUUCCGCUUCCUCUCCGUCUUCUUCUUCCUCUCCAAUUUCACAUUUCAAUUUCCUUCUCAAUUCAACACCAAAACAAUUCACGAAAUGGAAACCUUCCUCUUCACCUCAGAAUCUGUAAACGAGGGCCACCCCGACAAGAUCUGUGACCAGGUUUCUGACGCCGUCCUCGAUGCUUGCCUGGAGCAAGACCCAGAGAGCAAGGUUGCCUGCGAAACCUGUACAAAAACCAACAUGGUCAUGGUGUUUGGAGAGAUCACAACCAAGGCCAAGGUGAACUACGAGAAAAUAGUUCGUGACACUUGCAGAGGCAUUGGGUUCGUGUCUGCUGAUGUUGGUCUGGAUGCUGAUAAGUGCAACGUUCUUGUCAACAUUGAACAACAGAGCCCUGACAUUGCCCAGGGAGUUCACGGUCACUUGUCCAAAAAGCCAGAGGACAUUGGAGCCGGUGACCAAGGACAUAUGUUUGGCUAUGCCACAGACGAAACAGCUGAAUUAAUGCCACUCACGCAUGUGCUUGCUACCAAACUUGGUGCCAAGCUCACGGAAGUGAGAAAGAACAAAACAUGCCCCUGGCUUAGACCUGAUGGUAAAACCCAAGUGACUGUUGAGUACAGGAAUGAUGGUGGGGCCAUGAUCCCUAUCCGUGUGCACACAGUCCUCAUCUCAACCCAACAUGAUGAAACAGUCACAAAUGAGCAAAUUGCCAAGGAUUUGAAAGAGCAUGUGAUAAAGCCUGUGAUCCCAGCUGAAUACCUGGACGACAAGACCAUCUUCCACCUCAACCCUUCAGGUAGGUUUGUGAUUGGAGGACCCCAUGGAGACGCAGGCCUCACUGGGAGGAAGAUAAUCAUCGAUACCUAUGGUGGGUGGGGUGCUCAUGGUGGAGGUGCGUUCUCAGGCAAGGAUCCAACCAAGGUCGAUAGGAGCGGUGCAUACAUAGCAAGGCAAGCCGCAAAGAGUGUGGUAGCUUCAGGGCUUGCACGUCGUUGCAUUGUGCAGGUUUCCUACGCAAUUGGAGUGCCUGAGCCAUUAUCUGUUUUUGUGGAUACUUAUAAAACAGGGAAGAUUCCUGACCGUGAUAUUCUGGCUUUGAUUAAAGAGAAUUUUGAUUUUAGGCCUGGAAUGAUUUCCAUCAAUCUUGACCUCAUGAGAGGAGGCAACUUCAGGUUCCAGAAGACUGCUGCUUAUGGGCAUUUUGGACGAGAUGAUCCUGAUUUCACAUGGGAGACCGUGAAGAUGCUCAAGCCCAAAGCCUGAUUGGUUGGCCUUGGUGGUGUUUCUUAAAAUGUCACCGUAAUCAUCUUUCUGAUCUUGUGUUAGGAAAUCAAUAAAGAAGCUUCGGUGAGUACAUACUUCAUUUAAGAUGUAUUUUUCAGCUUGGAUGAGAAUUAGGAGCAGAAACGUGCUGUCCUAACUGGAGGCGUUCGCACAACAGGAGCAUGCAGCUUUAGCUAUCUAUACCACUUUUCAUUUUUGUUUAAAUUUCUCAUUGUUGCUUUGUUUUUUUCUCCCUUCUGAUGUUGAUUGUUCUGCAACCAUUCUUGUGUGGGUGGGAUAAUCGUGGAAUGCCAUUUAUUUGAUUCUUUUGUCACUUUUGUUUUAUCAUAUAUCUUCAAAGACUUAACUAUUUUUUAAUUUC